Messenger RNA from Emiliania huxleyi CCMP1516, 1185 nucleotides. RefSeq lists its product as hypothetical. Lineage: Eukaryota; Haptophyta; Isochrysidales; Noelaerhabdaceae. Gene Ontology annotation, biological process: glycolytic process. The coding region runs from base 100 to 1185 and encodes 361 amino acids. The record is from RefSeq and is a predicted model, not a curated record. Gene Ontology annotation, molecular function: intramolecular phosphotransferase activity. The transcript is spliced from 2 exons.
GACCCGACGCACAGCUCUCUCCUCGACCACAGCCGCUCUCCCCGCCAGCUGCCCGCCAGCUCUGCCCGCCAGCUGCCCGCCAGCUGCCUCGUGCUGGAGAUGCUUAGCCUCCUCACCGUGACGGCGCUGGCGCUGUCGUCGCCUGUCCGGCCAGGCGGAAGAACAGGAGCUCGUGCUGCGGCGGCACGGCGCCCUGGCGGCGCUGUGCUGCUGAGCGAGGAGGCUGGCGAUGCGGACGCAGCCUUGGCGGCCGCCGAGAGAGAGCUCCAAAUCGCGCUGGCCGAGGCCGCCGCUGCGCGCGAGGCGGCGUCGGCACGGAAGGAGACGGCGGCGAGGGCGGCCGCGGAGGAGGAGGCGCCGCACGCGAGGCUGGUGCUGGUCCGCCACGGACAGAGCGAGUGGAACCUGGCGAACCGCUUCACCGGCUGGGUGGACGUCGACCUGACGGAGCAGGGCAUCCUCGAGGCGCGCGAGGCUGGCCGUCUGCUCGCGGCCGCCGGGCUCGAGAUUGACGAGGUGCACACCUCGCUGAUGCGGAGAGCCAUCCGGUCGGCGGUGCUGAUGCUCUCGACGCUCAACCAGUGCUGGCUGCCGGUGCGGAAGCACCUCGAGCUCAACGAGCAGCACGCCGGCCUGCUGACGGGCGAGAACAAGGUCUCGUGCGCCCAAAAGUGGGGCGUCGAUCAGGUGAUGGCGUGGCGGCGCAACUUUGAGGACCCUCCUCCCGAGAUAGCCGCCGACUCGGCGAUCCAGCGCGCCAUCGCCACCGACAGGAGGUACGACGCCGCGCGGGUGCCGUCGCGCGAGUGCCUCUCCGCCGUCUCCCGGCGCGUGGCCGGCCUGUGGGAGGGCACCAUCGCGCCGGCGCUGCAGGAGGGGAGGACGGUCCUCGUCGUGACGCACGGAAACACGCUUCGCGCCCUCGUCGCGUAUCUAGACGGCCUCGCGCCCGAGGACGUGUACCACGUCGACCUGCCGACGGCGACGCCGCUGCUGUACGAGUUUGACGCGGACGGCGCGGGCGCGGAGGCGCCCGUGGCGGGGCUGCGCCACGCGAGGGAGCACGGCGUGUGGGGCGAGCGGGAGGGGGCGGCGCGGCACGGCCGCUUCCUGGUGUGCGCUGUCCCCGCGAGCGCGAAGCGGCGAGGAGAGCUGCGCCACUCACGGGGGUGUGUGGCGGGGUGA